Molecule: messenger RNA, 2198 nt
Organism: Scophthalmus maximus (turbot)
Lineage: Eukaryota; Metazoa; Chordata; Actinopteri; Pleuronectiformes; Scophthalmidae
Gene: ddx59
Product: DEAD (Asp-Glu-Ala-Asp) box polypeptide 59
Exons: 8
Coding region: 120-2084 (654 amino acids)
Molecular function (GO): ATP binding; nucleic acid binding; RNA helicase activity
Source: RefSeq, a predicted model, not a curated record
UAAUGCUCUCAGUUUGUAUCGAUACAUGCAGCCAAGACACUCACCGGCACCUACGAGUCGAUUAUGACCGAACAGUGGUUUGAGAAGGACAUAAAAAAAUAAGAAAAUUCAAAUGUGGAAUGUUUCGACUUGUUCACAGAAACAUUCAGGUUGAUAAUCCCUUUAAAAAAAUGUUUAUGCCCAGAGCCCUGAAAGUGAAGAGACCGACCCAGGCACCAGGACAGAUCUUGAAUAAGAAAAGCAAGAUAGACCAGGCCGAGAGAAAAGAUAAAGACGACGGCAGUUCAGAGACACCUGUUCAAGAGGAGGAACCACGUGAAGAUACAAACAUACAGGAUGAGGCGAUACAAUCGACUGAAGACUCUGCAGGUUUGACAGAGAGCUCAGUACGUGACGAUGGACUCAAGUCUUCCACCGAUGAGUUGGGGCAAGAGAAGGAAGAGGAAGAGGAGCCGGUCAAAUCAUUCAAAAAGAGCCAGAGAUGGCCGGAGCCCGGGGAGCCUGUGUGUGUAAUGUGUGGUCGCUAUGGGGAGUACAUCUGUGACAGCACUGACAACGAUGUUUGCAGUCUUGAGUGCAAAGCCAAACACUUGGUUCAAAUGGGAAUGGGAACUGGGGCCGAUGUGUUCGACCGUAAGGACGUAAACGUCGCUGGACGGACUCCUCAACCUCAGCGGCCGGCAGGCGACACGGGUGAAGGCGAAGCAGCGUAUUCCUACAGGGAAGAUAGGUUCAUAGCGGGCCUGACGGACGAACAGGUGCAGCGCAUCAAACAGGAGCUGGGCAUCGAGACCCAGGGGAGCGACGUCAGGAGACCCAUCGUUGAGUUCCAACACUGCGGUUUCCCUGCCACGCUGGGCGGGAACCUGAAGAAGGCUGGCUACGAGGCGCCCACGCCGGUCCAGAUGCAGAUGGUGCCCGUCGGCCUCAGUGGCAGGGAUGUGAUCGCCAGCGCUGACACGGGCUCAGGGAAGACUGUGGCCUUCCUGCUGCCAGUGGUCGUGAGAGCACUCGAGAAACCAGCGCACAGUGGGCACAGUCCCAGCGCUCUGAUCCUGACCCCCACUAGAGAGCUGGCCAUUCAGAUAGAGAGACAGGUCAAGGAACUGGUGCUGUGCCUCCCCAACAUGAGAACCGCCCUACUGGUGGGCGGCAUGCCGCUUCCCCCACAGCUCCACCGCCUCAAAACCAGCAUCAAAAUUGUCAUAGCCACCCCCGGGCGACUCCUAGAGAUCUUGAGGCAGAAAGCAGUGACGCUGGACAAAGUGAAGGUUGUGGUGGUUGAUGAGGUGGACACUAUGUUGAAGAUGGGCUUCCAGCAGCAGGUGCUGGAAGUUCUGGAACAAGUCCCUGAAGAUCACCAGACACUGCUGGCAUCAGCCACCAUCCCAACGGGGACGGAGGAGCUAGCUGCUCGUCUGGUCCGUGACCCCGUCCGUAUCACUAUCGGAGAGAAGAACCAGCCCUGUGCCAACAUCCGGCAGAUACUGCUGUGGGUAGAAGAACCCUCCAAGAAGAAAAAGCUGUUUGAGAUUCUAAAUGACAGCAAGCUGUACCACCCUCCAGUGGUGGUGUUUGUAGACUGUAAACUGGGGGCGGAUCUGCUGUGUGAGGCGGUCACCAAGGUGACAGGUCUCAACACGGUAGCUAUCCACUCUGACAAGAGCCAAUUGGAACGCAACCGCAUCCUCCGGGGUCUUCUGGAUGGAGACUUUGAGGUGGUGAUCAGUACAGGAGUGUUGGGCAGAGGACUGGACCUGGUCAAUGUCAGAUUGGUGGUUAACUUUGACAUGCCAAACACAAUGGAUGAGUACGUCCAUCAGGUGGGCAGAGCAGGCCGGCUCGGACACAGGGGAACUGCCAUUACUUUUCUCAACAACAACAACAAGCGUCUGUUCCUGGAAGUGGUGAACCGGGUCAAACCCACAGGGUCCAUCUUGCCCCCGCAGCUCCUAAACUCCCCCCACCUCCACGAGCAGCAAAGGAGGGAAAAACAAAAGAGCAGACAGGGGCCUGAAGACAUACUGGUCACCAAGAACAACAUCAUAGACAUCAUAAGGAAACACGACCGUCGCAAGAAGUAGCAAAAUCUUUCUGUCAUUCCUGCACUGUUGCUGCCUAUUUAUUGAAGAAAUGUUUAUUUUGUAUAUUGUCUUUUGGAAAAAUAAAUGGCUUUCAGAUUGAAAUUGAAAAAUAAA